GCACUGGUAGGAGUGCGUUGCCUGACAGACUGCACUCUGGGUAAAACCCUCCCAUCUGCGUCAAAACAGCAGCUUGGUUAGCUCUUGCUAGCUAACCUGACGCUAGUUAGUGGUGCGUCAGGUUCACCAACCAACUUUAAUGGUUUUUCGCGUCUGUAGGCCAUCUUUGCUGUAUGCAGUGUCUAUUUUGUUAUGAGACAUGCAGGAUAGGUACAACGAAAUAGGCUUUGUCCAGCAAAUACUCGGUUUGAAUUUGGUGCCGAGAAAAAAUAGUACAAACCGAGGCAAUGACACAUCUCUCAGCGACUUCUCAGAGAUGUGGUAUGGCGUGUUUCUGUGGGCAGCGGUCUCCUCUCUUGUGUUCCACCUGCCUGCAGCUUUACUGUCCCUAGCCUCACUGCGCCAGCACAAAUUUGCCCGGUUCAUGCCCAUUGCGAUCCUCCUCAUGGGCAUUGUGGGACCAGUGUUUGGGGGAGUCCUAACUAGUGCAGCCAUAGCAGGUGUGUACAAGGCAGCAGGGAAGACGAUGAUAUCUUUGGAGGCGCUGGUGUUUGGUGUCGGGCAGUCGUUUUGUGUUCUCCUCAUCUCCUUCCUCAGGAUACUUGCAACCCUUUAGCAGUGCUAAGUUUGAUGUGGACUUUCUGGUGAAUACUGGCAAGAACAGUCCAGUCUGGGUUGUGAUGUCAUUUUCUAUGGGUGGAUUUUUUUUCUCAACUAUCAAGAGAAAGGCAAUGUGUAAAUUGAUGGAGUGUACGCUAUACAGCACUGAAUGCUCUAGGUGUUAAAUCAUUUGUAUGAUAUUGACUGUAGGACAGCAUGUUGCUACAUUCACAUCCAGGCCUCCCCAUACUACAUCCAAUGAAAGUUACUUAGCAUUGUCCCAAGUUUUUUCUAAAGUCAGGUGUCGAGCUGAAAUUCUCAGUUUAGGAGUCUGCGCUUUCAAACGUAAUGUGAAAGCAGCAAUAUGCUGUUCUCGAGUUAGCAGAGCAGUUCAGCAGCAGGAUGACACUAACCUCUCUCAGGGGCUGUGUGAGAGCGUGUGUACGUUUGUGCGCACACGUGUGUGUGUGUGUGUGUGUGUGUGUGUGUGUGUGUGAGAGAGAGAGAGCGUGCGUGCAUGUGCGCAUGCAUGCACAUUUCUCUGCCAGAGUGACUGCAUAGAGAUAGAACAGCAGAUGGGCUGUUGUACUGUUAAAAUGGGGAGAUAAUGGUUAUAUGCAAGGUUAAUGCUUUUUCUCUUGAGGCCUUAAUUUCUAUUUUCUACUUUCCAAAGUGGUGUUUAUCUUCAGGGCUAUCUUUCCUUAAUUCUUUGUCCUGCUGCUCCUUGGGUUCUCUCUGGUGUUUUUGGUUGACAUUUUUUUUGACUGCCUGUGUGUUAAUAAUAAUACUUCCAGGUUGGUUAGAAGCACCUAUAUGUCUCCCUCUAUUCCUCUCAGCUUAUGUCUUUCACACAGGGAUACAGUGGAGAUGCUGUUAUAAAGCUGAUUGUUAAGUUCAUAGCCCUGAAAAUGCAGCCUGUGUCUUCAGAGCUUCUCUGUUCACCUUGAUUGUUCUGUCUUUAGGCUUGAUGGAGGAGGGCGAAGAUUAUCAGAUUGCUAAAUCAACAGAAAGUGAUAAGUUUUUAAUCUUUUAGCUCUUUGAAUGAUAGUGUGUUUUUAAGGGUUAUUUUGUAACAAUGAACUGAUUUGUAUAUACUCAAAAUUGUUUCCAGGUCUUUGUACAUUUUCAGUCUUUAUGAUUAAAUAUAAAUAAUUUUCUGCACUAAAUGUGCAUGUAUAAGUUUCCACAUUGUGACAGCUUUUUGGUUGAUUUUGGUAUCUGAGAGGUGCAUUUACAGUAAACUCUACAAGUAAAACACAAGUCAUUAUGUUUACUGUGUAUAUAUAAGUAACUAUGUCACAAGUAAUUAAGAUGGAAGAAAUGUAUUUGUUUUUACAGGAAUGAGGUGUGAUAUGGUCAGAAGCUUCUUCAACCUCUGUACACUAUAUAGGCCUCUAGGGGCUCAGACCAGUAAAUGAGCUGUGGACCCUACAGGUCCAUCUAAUUGGUCCUAAUAUAACAUUAAUUGCAUAAAGCAAAAAAAAGUUGAAGACUGACUCACAAUCCUGUACAAAAAGAAAAAAAAAAGAUUCAAAGGUCUCCUCAAGCAGGCAGGAAAAGGUCAAGAAAGCCACUAAGAUGUCUAAGCCAUUUCCAAAGGAUGACUCUCUCUUAAUUUACUUUGUUUAUCUAUAGUUUUGACUGGAGUCCACACAAGGUUUAACUAUUAUUGACAUUUAGCAUAUCUGCACCUUGCUAUAGACUGUAUAUGAUGUUAUAAGUUUUCAAAAUGAAGCCAAGCCAUGAAAGUGCCUUAAAGAUGCUCUUCUUAAAUUGUUAGCAGGAGCCUUUUCCACUGGUUCCAAGAAAUCUGGUUCUGUCCACUCUGAGAAAAUGCACGAGUUCCUUCAGGUUCUCAGUCACAUCCACCUCGUGCUUAUCACAUCCCAGUUACAAAAACCAAGGGUGACUGCUGAAUGCCUGACUCGAGUCAUAAUAUUUAUACUCACACGUUCAAGGUUUUUAGCUUGUACAGGUAAAACAGUGCAAUAAAUGUAUUACUGGGCAUAACUCCAAUCUUAUAAUGCAUUUUACUAUUUUUAAUAACUGACUGUUUGGUAAGUCUGGCUUUUUUUUGAUAAUUACUUGCUGUACAGUAAAGAUGACAGCUAAAGUCUCCUGUUACAUAUUAAAUGAUUUCUGCUUGUCCUGCAA
Maylandia zebra (zebra mbuna) is the source of this 2754-nucleotide messenger RNA. It is a transcript of the gene tmem170a, whose product is annotated as transmembrane protein 170A. Gene Ontology annotation, cellular component: endoplasmic reticulum membrane. Gene Ontology annotation, biological process: endoplasmic reticulum tubular network organization. NCBI's taxonomy places the organism in Eukaryota, Metazoa, Chordata, Actinopteri, Cichliformes, Cichlidae. The record is from RefSeq and is a predicted model, not a curated record.